This is a messenger RNA of Alosa sapidissima (American shad), 993 nucleotides long. RefSeq names its product odorant receptor 131-2-like. Lineage: Eukaryota; Metazoa; Chordata; Actinopteri; Clupeiformes; Clupeidae. Gene Ontology annotation, cellular component: membrane. Bases 1 to 993 code for a protein of 330 amino acids. Gene Ontology annotation, biological process: G protein-coupled receptor signaling pathway. The record is from RefSeq and is a predicted model, not a curated record. Gene Ontology annotation, molecular function: G protein-coupled receptor activity. The transcript has a single exon.
AUGGAGAACAUAACAGGGUUUGUGAACUCCUCUUUCUUUGUCAAUGACGGCCUUGCAAAAGCCAUUCUGUCUAUGACCCCCUGCUUCCUCUUCCUGUAUGUCAAUAUAGUCAUGUUGAUCACACUGAGGUCUAAAGAGCUCUUCUGUGAGACGCCGCGCUACAUACUGUUCAGUAGCCUCCUCUUCUCCGACUCUGUACAGCUGGCCUUCACCAUUGUGUUCUACAUCCUGUACCACAGUACCUUUGCUGUGGAGAGUGUACACAUCGUAGGCUACGGCUGCUUUCUGAUCUACCUUGUCUCUCGGGUCAUUAACAUCAUCUCGCCGCUGUACCUGGGCCUCAUGUCCCUGGAGCGCUAUGUGGCCAUCUGCUUCCCUCUGAGACACGCACAGAUAGUGGACAAGAGGAGGACCACUGCGUCCGUAGGUGUUGUCUGGAUAUUGAGCUUAAUAUUCUGGACUGCUGAGCUGACCACAAGCCUGAUGUUCGAGGUGCGCACUCAGACCCGGCAGAGGACCUGCUCAGAUUUCAUUGUUUUCCAAAUGCAGAUUUCUUUCAGCAUCAACACGGCCUUCACCGCCACUGUGUUCGCCCUGGUGAGUGUUGUGAUCAUCUACACAUAUGUUGCUGUCGUCAUGGUGGCCAUGUCCACAAGCUCUGACAAGACAAGUGUGAGUAAGGCUCAUCGGACGAUCCUCCUGCACAUGGUGCAGUUCGGCCUGUACCUCUUAUCCAUCCUGUUUGGAGUGAUCCGCAGGACCCUGGCCAUGAGUAGGCUGGACCCGGAGGUUAUUGGUCAUCUGAAUUAUGUGUUGUUCUUAGGUUUGAACAUCCUGCCCAGGUGCCUCAGUCCUCUGAUCUAUGGUGUGAGAGACAAGACGUUCAGCGCCUUCUUUAAAUGCUAUUUCCUUUUCUGCAUCAAAAGUAAAGUGCAACCAUCAGGGUUACAUGCAGCUAUUCCGACAUGCCGCUACUUAGACAUUGGCGUCUAA